AUGUUAGCUAACUCCUCAACAGCUGACCAGGACGCCUCCCUUGCCACCAUUGGCUCCACCCACAUUGCCGAACGCCAAUUUGCCGAGGUUGAGCUUGAGCUUGAGGGCGAGUCUGAGGCAGAGAAGGAACUCGCGCUCGAUCACGAUCAGCUUGCUUCUCUCGGGCGCCACAUGGUUCAAUUCAUGCGCCCUCUCUACAACCCACGAUUGGGCACGUUCACCAUGGCCCGCCGGCCUGAGACUCCGUUUCACUACCACCUGAAGGACGCCAUCUGCGAGAUGAUUGUCGACUGCGCCAAGCAGACUUGCUCCAGCUAUCCUACACAGCCAUACAUCCGUAUCCCAGCUGACGGCGAGGGGGAAAUAGACUACAUUCUAGGAACCGGCGGUGCGGUCCGCACAGUGAUCAUCAUCAAUUGCAAGUACCGUACACCCCAGAAACGGCUACUUCUCAACAGCAAGGGCAAGCAGUACCACGAGAAGCAGCGGGUGGAACUAACCAUGACUAUUGUCCGCAUCAAGAAGCACCUCGCUUCUGCCACAACCAAGGAUGUUGACGAUGGCCAUGGCCUCCAUUGUCUCACAGAGGCAGGCCUUGAGACGGAACACAUGGCUAUCACCCCGGCCUCGUCCCAGUCUCUCAAACUCGAGCUCCACGAUUUCGACCCACGUCUCCCGCGUGGCGAUGACGACCUUGCCGCCGUGAUCGACGCCCCCCUGGCAGACAUCCACGCCGUCGCCGAGGAGGCUGCAGAUUUGCAGGCUAUUGCGGACAACACGAAGGCCUUUAGCAAGGGCCAUGCGAUUGUUAGUGAGCUGCGGGCGUCCUUCAAGCAGCGCUGUGUCGACCGCUACGCGUUGGCACAGCGGAGGGAGACGACACGGUCCUUCCAUGCCGUCACUCAUCCCGACAACGCACAAAAGCGCUACUCCAGCUAUGUCGCCGCCGCCGCCGCCCAUUGUCGUAGUGGCGGUAUCACGAUGGCGCCUUACCAUCCGCUACACCGGCAGGGUCUACCCAUCAACGAGAGACCGCCAUGCCCGGCAUGA
This is a messenger RNA of Phaeoacremonium minimum UCRPA7, 1050 nucleotides long. RefSeq lists its product as hypothetical. Lineage: Eukaryota; Fungi; Ascomycota; Sordariomycetes; Togniniales; Togniniaceae. Bases 1 to 1050 code for a protein of 349 amino acids. The record is from RefSeq and is a predicted model, not a curated record. The transcript has 3 exons.